AUGUUCGAGCAGUUCAAAAGUUCAAUGAAGCGAGAAUUCGAUAUGUCCGAUCUUGGAAGGAUGAAGUAUUUUCUCGGAGUGGAGGUAGUGCAAAGCUCGGCUGGAAUUUUCAUAAGCCAAAAGAAGUAUGCCAAUGACGUGUUAGAAAGGUUCGGAAUGGAAUGGUGUAAUCCUGUGAAAAAUCCUAUUGUACCAGGAUGCAGACUUGUGAAGGAUGAAGGAGGUAUAAGGGUUGAUGCCACCGCCUACAAGCAAAUGGUGGGCAGUCUUAUGUACUUGAAUGCCACUGCCUACAAGCAAAUGGUGGGCAGUCUUAUGUACUUAACUGCCACAAGACUGGAUCUCAUGUAUGUGGUGAGUUUGAUUAGUCGAUUUAUGGAGGCUCCCACUGAGUUACAUCAACAAGCAGUGAAGAGGAUCUUUCGGUACUUGAAGGGAACAGCUGAGAUGGGAAUAUUUUACAAGAGAGGAGGAGAGGAGAGCUUGGUUACUUUCUCAGACAGUGAUUAUGUAGGAGACCUUGGGGAUCGUAAGAGCACUUCAGGGUACAUGUUUAAGCUGAGUUCUGGCGCUGUGGCAUGGAGUUCCAAGAAACAACCAGUAGUAACACUCUCUACAACUGAGGCAGAAUUUAUAGCAGCUACUUCCUGCGCAUGCCAAAGUGUAUGGAUGCAAAGAAUUCUCGGAAAGCUCGGCCUCAACCAAAAUCAGUUGGCUGACAUUAUGACAAAACCCUUGAAGUUAGAAGCGUUCUUGAAGAUGAGAGAGCAGCUUGGAGUGUGCGAUGUUCAAAAGGGUGUAGAUUAG
Messenger RNA from Rosa chinensis, 807 nucleotides. RefSeq lists its product as uncharacterized. Bases 1 to 807 code for a protein of 268 amino acids. The record is from RefSeq and is a predicted model, not a curated record. NCBI's taxonomy places the organism in Eukaryota, Viridiplantae, Streptophyta, Magnoliopsida, Rosales, Rosaceae. The transcript has 3 exons.